GGAUUGCACACAUAGACCAUGGCAUCUGAAAAGCCGAUACUUUAUAGCUAUUUUCGAAGUUCCUGCUCCUGGAGAGUGAGAAUUGCAUGCCUGUCUGAAGCUGUGCAUUGUGCUCUCCCCAGCACUGGCUCUGAAAGGGAUUGCCUAUAACCAGGUGCCAGUGAACCUCCUGAAGGAUGGGGGGCAGCAGCAUUCUGCUGAAUACAAGAUAUUGAAUCCAAUGCAGCAAGUUCCAGCCUUGAAAAUUGAUGGCAUCACCCUUUCUCAGUCGCUAGCUAUAAUUCAUUACCUAGAAGAAACGCGGCCUAGCCCCAGGCUCCUGCCCCAAGAUCCAAAGAAGAGAGCCCAAGUCAGAAUGAUCUCAGAUCACAUUGUCUCCGGCAUUCAGCCACUUCAGAACGUGAGCGUCCUGGAACGAGUUGGGGAGAAAAAACUGGAAUGGGCUCAGCACUACAUCAAGUCUGGCUUCCAAGCACUGGAGCAGAUUCUGCAGCACACCGCCGGGCGCUACUGUGUGGGCGAUGAGGUGUCCAUGGCUGACUUGUGCUUGGUGCCUCAAGUUUUCAAUGCUGAAAGAUACAAAGUAGACCUGGCUCCAUAUCCCACAAUCAUCAGAAUCAACAAAGCUCUCCUAGAGUUGGAGGCAUUCCAAGUAAGCCACCCAUCCCGGCAGCCAGACACCCCUGCAGAACUGCGAGCUUAGAGCUGUUUUACCCAUUAAAUCAAGUAAGCUAGAGCAGCAAAGAGGACACGAGCUAAAGGCUGAAUGGGAUUUGG
This is a messenger RNA of Tinamus guttatus (white-throated tinamou), 777 nucleotides long. Lineage: Eukaryota; Metazoa; Chordata; Aves; Tinamiformes; Tinamidae. The record is from RefSeq and is a predicted model, not a curated record.